This is a messenger RNA of Osmerus eperlanus (European smelt), 961 nucleotides long. RefSeq lists its product as uncharacterized. The coding region runs from base 1 to 546 and encodes 181 amino acids. The transcript is spliced from 2 exons. The record is from RefSeq and is a predicted model, not a curated record. Lineage: Eukaryota; Metazoa; Chordata; Actinopteri; Osmeriformes; Osmeridae.
AUGCCUUCUCUUCACCAUGGAACAAUCCUCAUUGGGGUGUUCCUCAUCGUCACCGGGGGCUCCACGGCCUUCCUGACCUCGUCCCAGAGCCGUAUGCAAGCCUUUUCCCUCUGCUGCGUGAUUAUGGGUGCGUUGAUGCUCAUACUGGGGUUAUUCUGGGCCAUGAACCGUAAAAGCUCCGUGAACUACACCGGCGAAUACAACGGAGAGUUUCCACACUUCAAUAACGACUCUGUCCACAGCAGUCACGUUCUUUUCACGUCCCCGGGACACAGCCUUCCGGAAUCCCAGUCGGCAUACGUGCAAAGGACCCUGGAGUGUCAGAGGCACGGGCCCUACUGCGGGGACUUUGACCGCCCCCCCGUGGACCCAGGUUGUUUUAGCCCAGCCCCUCACCCCCCUCCCUGGCUGGGGCCUCCCCCUCCAUAUGAGGUGGCCAUCAAGACCACCUGCAGCUCCACACACCUGCGACGAGCCUACUCAGACUCUCACCUAGCAUCCGAACCACUGUUCGGGCGAUCGCGAGAGAUCAGUUUUGAGGUGUGACACUUUUUGUGACAACCCCCCCCUACCCCCCACCCCGCUCAACAGUUCCUCUCCACCUAUGAGACUGUAGGAGGGAUGCUGCCGUUUUGACACCAUGGGUUUGAAUAUGGGCCUCUUGAACUGAAACUGACCUUUGAGUUGGUCUGAGUUGACCUUUAGAUUCUCAAACGGUCACACACAAGUACUCCUUCACCUCAUCUUUUUGCCAUCACGUACACACAGACACACACAGCUAACUCAAUGUGUUUGUUGAUUUGAGUGUGUGUGUGUGUGAGUUCCUGUUAAGGAGCAUCUUUCCACCUCUAACCCCAGCUCUAUAGGCUAUGCAUGGUUCACAAACACCUUUGAUUGGAUGAUUUUCCAUGUUCUGUUCUGUCAUGUUUUCAAUUAAUAAAGGAGAGAUGAUGAUGCUAUG